UCUCAAUCCAUUUAUCAUUCAGUUUCAGCUUCAUGUAUUUCUGACUAUGAGCAGGAGGAAAUUUCAUGUGAAAGCACACAAGGACAAGAUCUACAAUUUUUAUUUGAUGGAUAUACGAUAAUGGCAGCCACCUUUGCACCACGCCGGGCAUUUCCUAAUUAUGCGUCGAUCCCUAGGUCAUACUUCCUGGGCCACCAUCGGGCUGGCUUAAGAAAAAUGCAGAAUAUGCUUUCAUCUAUUGACUAUGUCAUCGAGUGCCGAGAUUACCGAGUUCCAGUCACCUCCAUGAACCCUAUGUUUGAGGAGGCACUGGGAAAGACGAGACGACUGAUCGUAUACACCAAGAGAGAUCUCGGCGCAGAAGCUGGGUCAAAUGCGCAGAAAAAGGCAGAAAAAUCUAUUCGGACCUUCAACAAGAAUGGAGAUUCACUUUUUGUUAGCUCAUCUUCUCGAAUAGACGUUGGCACCAUCCUUAAACACUUGCGAGACGAUGCGGGCAUCCCGGAGAGGUUAGUUGGCUGUCGAGUCAUGGUGGUCGGCAUGCCCAACGUAGGCAAGUCAACGUUAAUCAACAAUUUGCGUAACCAAGGCAUGGGAAAGGCCAAGGCGCUGCGGACUGGAGGUCAGCCGGGUAUAACACGAAAGAUUGCUUCGCCCGUGAAGAUCAUCGAGCGCGAGAAUGGCUCGCAUGUCUACGUCUUGGACACACCGGGUGUCUUCAUGCCGUAUGUACCGGAUGCGGAGAACAUGCUGAAAUUGGCACUUUGCGGCUGUGUCAAGGACUCGGUCAUCGCGCCCGUGACGCUGGCCGACUAUCUAUUGUACCACAUAAACCUGAACGAUGCUCAAGUAUAUCAGCGAUGGUCGCCUCCAACAAAUGAUAUAAUGUCACUUUUGAAUGACUUCGCCCGCCAAACAGGCCUUCUGGCCAAAGGUGGGAUCCCCAAUACAGAGCUCGCAGCUCUGCACUUCAUUCAGAAAUGGCGCGCUGGAGAUCUGGGCAAAUUCAUACUCGAUGACUUGCAGGCGGAAGAGCAGCGUCUCUUGGAAGGCGGAGAACGGGAGAUCACCAUCAGUCGAACGCAGGCGCUGAAGGCUGACAAACUAGCGCGAAGGCAACCCAAGCUAUAAAUAAUCAUAUCUGGCACAUAGACUAAUAUAGCCCCCAACCAUCUCUUGUACAAAAGAACGAAUCAUGUUGGUAUCAUCGAUAUGCUUUUGCUUCCCCUAAGAUGCAUCCUGCAUUUGGAGCGGGGACAGUACCGCAUAUGAAGGCAAAGCACAAGAAGAGACAUGAGAAGCGGCGAAGGGAGACAUGAA
Aspergillus saccharolyticus JOP 1030-1 is the source of this 1320-nucleotide messenger RNA. RefSeq names its product putative GTPase MTG1. Gene Ontology annotation, molecular function: GTPase activity; GTP binding. The transcript is spliced from 2 exons. Lineage: Eukaryota; Fungi; Ascomycota; Eurotiomycetes; Eurotiales; Aspergillaceae. Gene Ontology annotation, cellular component: mitochondrion. The record is from RefSeq and is a predicted model, not a curated record. Bases 121 to 1131 code for a protein of 336 amino acids.